AAAGCUGCUGGUCAUUAACUCUAUCCUGGAGCAAACCAGUUACUAAUGUGUGUGAAGGGUGAAAAGAGCAAGCUCCCACCCCCAUCUAAAUGGACCACUCCUGAUGACGUCACAACCUAAGUGGUUGCCAAGGCACUGCUGGAGGUAGGCUCUCAUUUCUCUUCAGGUGCUCUAGGGUGUAGAUGUGAGAAGGUGAGGAAGGGAGGUAGAUGGCGACGAAGAACAGCUCUAGCCCUAAGCCCCUGGGCACAGCCCAGGGCGACCCUGGAGAGGCAGGAACACUGCCAACCGCCGAGGCUGGCAUCCGGGACACAGGUUCCACUCAACUAAAGACGAAGCCCAAGAAAAUUCGCAAGAUCAAGGCGCUCGUCAUUGACCUGGGCUCGCAGUACUGUAAGUGCGGCUACGCUGGAGAACCGAGGCCCACCUACUUCAUCUCCUCCACGGUGGGCAAGCGCAGUCCCGAGAUGGCUGCGGACGCUGGAGACACCUUCAAGGAGACGUACGUGGGCCACGAGCUGCUCAACAUGGAGGCGUCGCUGAAGCUGAUUAACCCACUGAAGCAUGGUGUUGUGGUGGACUGGGAUUGCAUCCAGAACAUCUGGGAGUACAUCUUCCACACUGCCAUGAAGAUCCUCCCCGAAGAGCACGCGGUGCUGGUGUCCGACCCUCCGCUCAGCCCCAGCAGCAACCGGGAGAAGUACGCUGAGCUCAUGUUCGAGACCUUCGGCGUUCCCGCCAUGCAUGUGACCUCUCAGGCGCUGCUGUCCAUUUACUCAUAUGGCAAGACCUCCGGGCUGGUUGUGGAGAGCGGGCACGGUGUGUCGCAUGUGGUGCCCAUCUCCGAGGGAGACCUGCUGCCAGGCCUGCCCAGCCGUGUAGACUAUGCAGGCUGCGACCUCACCAACUACCUCAUGCAGCUGCUCAACGAGGCGGGUCACAAAUUUUCAGACGACCACCUGCACAUCAUAGAACACAUCAAGAAGAAAUGCUGUUAUGCCGCACUGCUGCCAGAGGAGGAGAUGCGCCUGGGCCUGGAGGAGCUCCACGUAGAUUACGAGCUCCCGGAUGGCAAGGUUAUCACCAUCGGCCAGGAGCGCUUCCGCUGCUCCGAGAUGCUUUUCAAGCCAUCCCUGUUGGGCUCUACCCAGCCUGGCCUCCCCGAGCUCACAGCCACCUGCCUGGCUCGCUGCCAGGAUAGUGGCUUCAAGGAGGAGAUGGCAGCUAACGUGCUCCUGUGUGGUGGCUGCACCAUGCUGGACGGCUUCCCAGAGCGUUUCCAGAGAGAGCUUACUCUCCUCUGCCCCGGGGACAGCCUAACGGUGGCCUCUUCUCCUGAGAGGAAGACAUCAGUGUGGACCGGCGGCUCCAUCCUGGCCUCGUUGCAGGCUUUCCAGCAGCUUUGGGUCAGCAAAGAAGAGUUUGAGGAGCGGGGCUGUGCAGCCAUCUACAGCAAGUGCUAA
This is a messenger RNA of Acomys russatus (golden spiny mouse), 1463 nucleotides long. RefSeq names its product actin like 7B (gene Actl7b). The transcript has a single exon. Lineage: Eukaryota; Metazoa; Chordata; Mammalia; Rodentia; Muridae. Gene Ontology annotation, cellular component: cytoplasm; nucleus. The record is from RefSeq and is a predicted model, not a curated record. The coding region runs from base 210 to 1463 and encodes 417 amino acids.